UUCAAGAAGAACACUCGUGCUGUCAUCCGAGAUUCUUUUCGUGCCUUCUUAGAACAGGUUUCACUUGGAAAAUGCUGCUGAUACUGCUCACACUGACGGCUUUUGGCCUGGUCCAAACGCUGCCCAUCGACGAGGUCGAAAUGCCGGCGACCAGCGAAGGGCCCGAUUCGGCGGGACGAGUGGUCUUCGAUCAGCGGCAGACUGGCAGAUUCAACAUCCACGUGAGCAUCAAGGAUGUGGCCAUCAUCGAGGUGGGCCAAAACGGACUGGCCGAGGAGACAUAUAACGAUGAGGAGGAUUACUACUAUGAUGACAGUGCGUUGACCGUCAAACCGAUCAAGUUAACCACAGCGGCGAGCACCACAACAACGAGCACCACAUCGGUGGCCGCACCACCGGAAAGUACAAUCUCCACCGUGGCAAGUUCCACUGUGGCAACCACAACAGCCAGCGAUUCCCAGCUGAACAGCAGUUUUAGCUCGAAUCUUUUGGCUGACAUUGCGGCCAGUUUAGCGAAACCAAAAUCCAGGUUAAACAACCUAAUGAUUGUGGAGACGCCAAUCGGUGGGACACCUAAGCCCGUACAACAUCCCAUCCUUCAUGCCAGAUCCAAGGAUAUUCCCAUUGUGGCAGCAGCUGCAGCAAUUACCCCUCCCCCUCUGCCCGAGAGCAUUGAGUACACUCCGCCCAAAGGUCACAACUCGCCCAUUUUCAAGGUCAAGGUUCAACGAUCUUCGAUGCCGGCAACCAAGAAACCCGUCCGCUGCCGAAACCACCAGGUGCGAGAUGCCCAGGGCAAGUGCUCCGACUCGAUCUACAGAAAGCUGUACAAAAUGCUGAUGGGGAUGAAUUUCCCCUUUUUCGCAGCGGCCAAUGCUGCAGAAAGCACUUGAUGACUUAACAACACAAAUUAUGGGAUACUUUACUCAAAAAAACUAAAGUGUUUAGUUGCCUCUAAUUGGAUCUUAGCCAUAAGCGUGAAAUACAUUGACUGAAAAUAAAUU
Molecule: messenger RNA, 1004 nt
Organism: Drosophila ficusphila
Lineage: Eukaryota; Metazoa; Arthropoda; Insecta; Diptera; Drosophilidae
Exons: 3
Coding region: 72-893 (273 amino acids)
Source: RefSeq, a predicted model, not a curated record